Penicillium digitatum Pd1 is the source of this 240-nucleotide messenger RNA. RefSeq names its product Aldo/keto reductase subgroup. The record is from RefSeq and is a predicted model, not a curated record. NCBI's taxonomy places the organism in Eukaryota, Fungi, Ascomycota, Eurotiomycetes, Eurotiales, Aspergillaceae.
AUGGCCACUCCAGGCACCCAGUACAUGAUGCAAGCCGGCCUGGCAGCCGGCUUGUCAGGGAGACAGGGCAUGCACUCUCCGCUUCCCAAGCCGGUGGACCCCAAUCUCAGUGACACGGUCAACAUGCUCCCACCUGAACUAACGCUUGACUCGAACAGCCGAUUCACCUUACGUGGUGUGGAUGGCAAGGACGUACUCGUUCCGUACCUGAGCAUCGGCGCAUGGCCGCGGGGCGACUAA